GGAAAAGACCUUCCCCCCCCGCCCUCCCUCGCUGAGAAGAUGGCGCUCUCCAGGGUGUGCUGGGCUCGGGCUGCUCUGUGGGGUUCGGCGGUCACCCCCACACCUUAUGUCACCCGGAGGCUGCAGCUUGUUCGCUUUGGACUGGCCUGGGGGGCCCCUCGUCUGUUUGAUCCUCCUUGUAGGUCUUCAAAGUUUCACCUUUCUCCAAAGACAGAUGUGAAGAGCUUAAUGUCUUAUGUGGUGACUAAGACAAAAGUGAUUAGUGGGAAAUACCAUCGUUUUUUGGAUCGUCAUUUUCCCCGCUUCUAUGUCCUGUACACAACCUUCAUGAAAGGAUUGCAGAUGAUUUGGGCUGAUGCCAAAAAGGCUAGAAGAAUAAAGACAAAUAUGUGGAAGCACAAUGUAAAGUUUCAUCAGCUCUCAUACCGGGAGAUGGAGCAUUUGAGACAGUUCCGUCGAGACGUCACCAAGUGUCUUUUCCUAGGUAUUAUUUCCAUUCCACCCUUUGCCAACUACCUGGUCUUCUUGCUAAUGUAUCUGUUUCCUAGGCAACUACUGAUCAAACAUUUCUGGACCCCAAAGCAACAAAUUGAUUUCUUAGAUGUCUAUCAUGCUAUACGGAAGCAGUCCCACCCAGAAAUCCUUUGUUAUUUAGAAAAAAAUAUCCCUCUCAUUUCUGAUGCAGGACUCCGGUGGCAUAUGACAGAGCUGUGCACCAAGAUACAGCGUGGCACCCAUCCAGCAAUACAUGAUAUCCUGGUUCUGAGAGAGUGUUUCUCUAAGCAUCCUCUAAGCAUGAGCCAGCUCCAUACUCUGCAAAUGAAAGCCUUGAGUCGAGCCAUGCUUCUCACGCCUCACCUGCCUUCUCUCUUGCUGAGACGCCGUUUAAAGACUCACACCACUGUGAUUCACCAGCUGGACAAGGCUUUGGUGAAACUGGGGAUCAGCCAGCUGACUGCACAGGAAGUGAAAUCGGCUUGUUAUCUUCGUGGCUUGAAUUCUACCCUUAUUGCAGAAGAGAGGUGUCGAACUUGGCUGGCAGAAUGGCUGCAGAUUUCCUGCAACCUGAAAGAAGCCGAGCUGUCCCUUUUGCUACACAACGUGGUCCUGCUUUCCAUCAACUACACUGGGACAAGGCGCUGAGUGAACAUGGAGCGGAUGUCAUUGUCCUGCCAUCACAGUACUGCUACGUGGGACCAAACAGCACUUGUCAGCAAAGUCUCUGUGCGCUGCUGGAUGUGUGAGAGGCAGAGGAGCAGGUGCCACAGGCUUCCGUGUGGUGCCUGUGUGGGAGCUGGAACUGAAACACACCUUCUCACCAGAGGUGGCCCAUGUGAGGUGCCAUCCCAGCUCUCUUGGAAUUAGCUGGAAUUGGAAGCGGCCAGUGUACUGGGCUUUUACUGGGACAUGUUCAGAUCCUAGGAAGUAAGCUUCUGCCCGAGGUGGGAAUGCUCAUCUGGCUUAGGACUGACCACUGCCAUACUCUUCUGAGCAGUGUUUUUGUUGAAGCCGCUUCCUGCCUGGUGGGAAUAGCACUACUUAAACUGGAGCAUUCACGUGCAUGUUCUUUGAUGCUCCCCUCAACCCCGAGGUGACCAAAAAUAGGAAUUUUUUUUGUCCCCCUCAUUGGGGUAACUAACCUCUUUUCAAAAUCCUUUCACCAUUUUAACUUUCCUUGUUUUAGUGAUUAACUUAUGGGAACAUUUGAAUGGAAAAGAUGAAAGAAGUCCAAGUGCUUCUUGACCCGUUCCCCAGUGUUUACAGCCUUCACACCCUUGUCUUAAUUUCUGGGCUGUGCUACACCCCCUGUGGAUCUUAAACUCUUUGCUACCUCCACUGUGUUGCAGCCUUCCCACUGUAACCUACAGUGGCUGCCUUCUUUGGGCCACGGAUGAAACCCGUACGGCACUAAUUACUGCCCAGCUCGGGAGACCAGGAGAGGUCUGCAUCAAGAUAGUAAGUUGGGUGUAGCUUUUGUCUAUGUAUGCACACCAGUGACCUGUAGUAACUUAUUGUGAAUGCAUGAAGCACUGUUUUUAAACCCAAGUAAAGACUGUCUGAAAUCAGUUGCUGGGAAUUACUCAUGCAUACUCUAAUCAUUUUGCUCCUUUACAAGACUGUCAUAACCUAACUAAUGGGGAGAUAAUUGGUGGGAAUAGAACUUUCUGAUGGGGUGGCAGUUAUAAAGGAACUGAUUUGAAGUUGAUUCUCUUGCUGGAAUUUAAAUGGUAACUAGGAAUAGAAAAUUUCACAAAAAGAUAAAGUAAUGAAAUUGAAGGCCCCAAGAAUAGGGACUAGAGAGGGAAAAGCUACAGCCGGGCAGGAGCGAGGCCUGUUCAGCUGAUGAGGUGCAUAAGGGCAUGUGAUGCCAAGCUCUUGAUGCUCCAGAGAGAACGUUCUAUUUUUCCACCAUAAAACUUUUGUUAACAUUAAUCCCUAACUGACCUAAUUAGUUUUAAAUACAAUGCUGGAGAAGUAUUCUUUUUCUAACAAGUAACUGGAUUGUGGCCUGC
Pteronotus mesoamericanus is the source of this 2513-nucleotide messenger RNA. RefSeq names its product LETM1 domain containing 1 (gene LETMD1). NCBI's taxonomy places the organism in Eukaryota, Metazoa, Chordata, Mammalia, Chiroptera, Mormoopidae. The record is from RefSeq and is a predicted model, not a curated record. Gene Ontology annotation, cellular component: mitochondrial inner membrane. Gene Ontology annotation, molecular function: ribosome binding. The transcript has 9 exons. The coding region runs from base 40 to 1143 and encodes 367 amino acids.